AUGAGCCCUUUGCGCAAUAUCAUCGAACCUGGUGCAAUUGUAGCUACCUUCACGGCAGGGACUAUCAUCAACAGGCGCAGUAAUGUCCGAAUACGGGAAACACCAUCGGUCGAGGAUCCAUUGCUGGGUGACAGCCAGCAGACACCAAAGCCAGCAAACCAGGACCUUUACUUUCGCUCUCCUGGCCCCCGUCGCACACUCCAAUCCCGAAUCCUGGCACAUUUUCCUUUUUUACUAGAGAUAUGGUACUGGGUGCUCACGUACUGGAUCUAUCAAGGUCUGCGAGCAUUCUCUGCCCGACAGAUUGCUGGCCACAAACCAAUCUUUGACACCGCCGAGUGCCAUGCCCAUCAGAUACUCGUCCUUGAACGCUUCCUCCACGUCGAUAUCGAACUGUCGGUGCAGAGGUUUGUCCUAGAGAAAAUCCCAUGGCUGAUGCCCGUCCUAGCAAAGAUAUACUACUCGCAUAUUGUCCUCGGCAUCAUGUUCCUGGUGUACUGCUAUACGUUCAUCCCACGGGACAAAUACCAAGGAAUCCGACGCGCACUUGCAUUAGAAAACGUGAUUGCAUUUUGUAUCCUCACCGUUUGGAGAUGUAUGCCUCCUCGUCUACUUCCUGAGGAGGACGGUUUCAUCGAUGUCUUGCACAGGGACAGAAGCGGUUCCGCAUGGACUCAGAAUAAAUUCCAGUUGACGAUCGCAGCGAUGCCUUCUAUGCAUUUCGGAAACUCAUUCUUCAUCGCGUUUUGCUUGCUGAACUUCAGCCCUCACUCGUACCUUCGCGCUGUUGCGCCGCUGUGGCCAGUGAUGAUGGGGUAUACGAUUUUUGCAACAGCAAAUCACUUUCUCCUGGAUGCUUGCGUCGGUGCCUGUGUGGCGAUGACUGCGUACCGGUUCAAUCGUGUUAUGCUGGGUCUGUUGCCGGUGGAAAGGUCUCUGUUUCAGCUGCUUCGGGUUGAGAGGCCGGAGUAG
This is a messenger RNA of Aspergillus tanneri, 972 nucleotides long. RefSeq names its product phosphatase PAP2 family protein. The coding region runs from base 1 to 972 and encodes 323 amino acids. The record is from RefSeq and is a predicted model, not a curated record. Gene Ontology annotation, biological process: inositol phosphoceramide metabolic process; sphingolipid biosynthetic process. NCBI's taxonomy places the organism in Eukaryota, Fungi, Ascomycota, Eurotiomycetes, Eurotiales, Aspergillaceae. Gene Ontology annotation, cellular component: inositol phosphoceramide synthase complex. Gene Ontology annotation, molecular function: inositol phosphoceramide synthase activity. The transcript is spliced from 3 exons.